ACAAAAACAAAAAAACCAAAAAAAAAAGAAAAAAAGAAAAGAAAAGAAAAGGAAAAAAAAAACCAAUUUUGGAAGUUUCUCCUUUGUUAGCAUCCAAUCAAUCUAAAGAGAAGAAGAAGAGAAAAGAGCGAGUUUUCCUUUUCCCCAUCUGGGGGAAAUGAUCACGCGCUCCACUCUCGUCGAGCAGCUCCGAGACUACCAGAUCCGAUCUCAAAACAAGCGGGAUGUUAUUGGACUUCUUGCUUGGGGAGUAGUAUUUUGUUCUCUCGUGAUAGCUUCCUAUGUGAUACUCUAUUUUAGAUAUCAUAGGCUUUCAGCAGCUAUCGUUUUGGUUGGAAUCCUUAUUCCCAUAUGUGUGUUUAUUAGACAGAGAAAACUUGCAAGAAAAAGAGAGAGAAGAUUGUUAUUGCCUUUGUCGAUGUGAACAACACAAGGAACUUUAAUGGGUAACAGUGGAGUCAGUCAUUGUUAGAUUGCAGAAUAUUUAGACUGCCAAGAAGAAAGGUCUGACUCAGUGGCACUCAAUUCUACGUUCUCUUCGUUUGCAGAGUUCAGUGGUGGAAGACUGGGUGGUUUCAGAGAAUCUGCUGCUGAGCAUAAUCUGUGAAGAGGAUCCAAAUCCUUGUACGCGAGAGCUACAGAGUGUUCUUUCUUUCUUUCUCUCUUGUUUUGGUGAACGCGAGAGUGCAUGAAAUACAUGUUUGUAUGACGGAAUAGUCUUACUUUCUUUCUUCUGUAUAAUACUUUUUUUUGGGUUUUCAGUUUAUAAUGGGAUUAGACAUUCGUCCAAAUAUACCAUUAAUGUGAAAAAUCAAAUGCCAGUUUUAUUUGUUGAAAA
This is a messenger RNA of Asparagus officinalis (garden asparagus), 838 nucleotides long. RefSeq lists its product as uncharacterized. Bases 158 to 424 code for a protein of 88 amino acids. The transcript has 3 exons. Lineage: Eukaryota; Viridiplantae; Streptophyta; Magnoliopsida; Asparagales; Asparagaceae. The record is from RefSeq and is a predicted model, not a curated record.